Messenger RNA from Sitophilus oryzae (rice weevil), 4989 nucleotides. RefSeq names its product VWFA and cache domain-containing protein 1. The coding region runs from base 386 to 4012 and encodes 1208 amino acids. NCBI's taxonomy places the organism in Eukaryota, Metazoa, Arthropoda, Insecta, Coleoptera, Curculionidae. The transcript has 9 exons. The record is from RefSeq and is a predicted model, not a curated record. Gene Ontology annotation, cellular component: voltage-gated calcium channel complex. Gene Ontology annotation, molecular function: voltage-gated calcium channel activity.
GGCUCUUUCUUGUCGCUGUGGCUUUUACACUUGAAAGCUACACAAUUCACCAUUGUAACAAAGUUUAUACAAAGUUCACUACACACAACAAACUAUUAAAAAUCGCUAAAAUUGUCGCUGGUGACUGGAUGAUGACUCACUGUUUGGCAUCAAACGAAUGGCGUCUAACGUCACAAAUUCUACUACAGCCCGUACAGGGGCGUUACAUGUCCUUAUAUUCUUUAGUCAUUGAUGCCAUGUCAUUUUUUUGUUUAUGUUAAAAAGUUUGUUCAUAAUGUUUAUUAUUACUGCGAAAGGGAUUAUCAGCUUAAACUCUAUAAAGUAAAACUGUUCUACAAUCAAGACUAAAUAAGUUAUUUGCACAGUACCAUGAAAUUGACCGAACAUGGAUCCAUUAUUAAGAAUUGCUUCUGUAAUGUUAUUAUUAACUUUAGGAUUUUAUGGCUGUGUAGGAAACGUAGAUAUGAAAAAUAUAUCGAACAAUUUAAGCCAAGACCUCAAUGCCUUAAAAACUGAAGAAUUAGGAGUGUCUUUUAUUGAGAAACUAUUUAGAAAUUUCAAAUUGUAUGCCAAUGACGAAGACUUAAUUAUCAACACAUCAAGAGCAAUGGCUCAUAAAUUAGAGAAUAAAAUAAACAACAUAUUUUCUGCAAUAAACAAUGCAACACUACUUUUAGACAAUCUAUUGUCGAAUCGUCUGGAAUCCUUUUCAGUAUUGCUGCCUUGUACUUCAGACAAAAAUAGUGCAUUUGAUGUUCUUAUUUCUAGUAAUUUAAUUAAUAAUCACAGUAUAAAUGAAUAUUUUGGAUCGAAAUACAUUUUAUAUGAAAUGAGAAGGAAUAUGACAUUAAUUCCCAAUGCCUUAAAGCAGCAAUAUUUUAUGUCAGACAAAGACAUAAGGAAUAUUCAAUAUUCUCCAUUUUCGCAGUGUUCUGAUCAUGAUGAAAAUAUUGUUUGGAAGAAUUAUAUGUCGCAUCAGAAAUAUCAACGAAAAAAUGUUAUUUUGGUAUUAGAUCAUGGUGGAUCUUUGAGCUACAGACAGUUGCAAAUUGCUAAGACAAUAGCUAAAGCGACAUUGAAGUAUCUGGAGGAGCACGAUAGAGUAGCACUCAUUGCCGUAGCAUCUGAUUGGUCAUACACACAGACUGGAUGCACAGAUGAAAAAGGAAUAAAACCAAGCAUUUUUUUACAAGAUGCCAAAGCAGGAUAUUUGUCCAUGUUGGAUUCAUUUAUCGAUUCACUUAACAGGGGCAGUGGUGCCACUAAUCAUGUGAUUGGAAUGCAAAAGUCGCUAGAUGUUAUACUAAAUACGCAAGAUUUUGGUGAACAGGAUAUGGUGAUGGUAACUUAUAUUAGUCGUGGACUGUUGUCUUCCCUUACUGAAGCACGAAGUGUUCUUAAAAUUAUUGCACAACAGACUGAAGAUAUUAAACUUCCUGUCUAUAUACAUACAUGUGCUGUUAUUGAUGAGUCGAAGCCAGUGAUGUAUGAGACUCACUUUCUGAAGGACAUAGCUCAUCAGAACUUUUCCAAGUACAAUAUUACUACAUAUAAUAGAUUUCGAUAUCCUGGUUAUAUGUUGACAGUAAAUAAGACUGAUGAUAUAGGUUUUGUUAUUAAUAGAUUUUUUAGCAUUUUUAAUACAGGUUUUCUAUUUAAAACCGAUAAACAAAUUUCUUUGCCAUAUUGGGAUCCCCAGAGUAAAGAUUUAACGGUAUCUUUUACUAGUGGAUGGAUGUCAAAUAAUAAUUUUGUCAUGUUGGGAACUGAUAUAUUCUUUUCGAAUAUAGGCGAAGAUUUAAGUUACUACAGUAGUAACCAGCAGUAUUCUUAUGCAUUUAUGACUGAUUUACAAGGUAAAGUGCUUCUUCAUCCUUCCAUUUCGAGGCCAUCUGUCGUAAAUUACCAAAUUUCAUUUAUCGACGUUAAGUAUCUGGAAACGGUCGACUCUAUCAACAUUCUACGAAAAAAACUUCUCACAGAACAGGAAGGGACUUUUAGGACUAAAAAUAACAACAAUGAGACGUUACAAUAUGCUUGGACAAGGGUAGGCCAGUGGUAUGUAGUUUGUAUUGUGCUAAAUGAAAGCCACGAAUAUUUUAACAAACCUUUCAAAGCAUCGCCUAGUGCAUCGGUGAAAAAAUUAUUGUACCAAAAUUUAGAGGGAUCCGAAAAUUACAAGUUCUGCAGGCAUUUAAAUCAAAUAGCCACUUUAGAUGUAGCAUCAUUAUACUUGAGCAGUUCUUGUUUUCAAUCACCUUUUUCCGCUUCCAAAGCAACUCAAGACAAACUAAUUGUCCAAGGAUACUUAGCUUACCUUAAAGACGACACUAGGUUACUGACAAACCCCGGUUUAAAAGACGCGGUUAGGGACGAAGUGGCCGCGUUGGCGCACGUUUUGGACUUUCUCCGAAAAAGACACCUUUCUUCCGAAAUGUCCAAAUACAUCGUAAGAAGAUAUGCCUCUUCUUACAGCGGCGUGCUGCAGAUGUUUCCCGGGAGCGUUUUGGCCCCAGGCUUGGAAACGACGAAGAGGCCGUGGUUUUUACGGGCGCUACAACAUCCGAACAAAAUAAUCCUUAUUCCGCCCUAUUUAGACAAGGGGGGCGCAGGUUAUAUAGUGACAAUAGCUUAUGCAACCCCGUACGUUGUUAGCGCCAUCGACGUUACUCACGGCUAUAUGUUAAAGAUACUUUUGAAACAUAUGCCGCAUUGUUUGAGUGAAAAAGUUACUUGUUUUCUUACAGACGAUCAGGGCUAUAUUAUUUAUCAUCCGAAGCUCAUGGAUUUCGACGAAAAAAAGCCUAUAGAGCAACAACACAUCGUUCAUCGAGAAUCCUUAAUUGCCAACGACAUACUUAGCCAUAAACACUUCAUUAGGAAGCUGUUGUGCAAUAAUUACGCGGAUAACACUAUACAACGAUACUACAGACUGAAUACAAGUUAUACAGACGUUUUGGCCAACCUCGUUCCCGGUGAACACGGCGUAACAUAUCGUAUAACUUCCGUGCCGGACACGAACAUAUUUAUUGGAGUGGUGAACGCUUCUAGCGACGUAGUAGCUACGUUUUGCCCCUGCAACGUCGUAGAUCGUUUGUGCUUUAACUGCAACCGCAUGGAAGAGAAGGAAUGCGAGUGCCCUUGCGAGUGUUCCUUAGAAUCCGAACCGAAAUCUUGCCAAGAAAAUAACCAGAACCAAACCGAUAACGCACCUUGUAAGUGGUACGCGGAAGAAACUCCUUCUGUCGAAGCAAACUUCGCUUCAGACGUCGAUAAUAAGCUCGAACAGUGUUUCCCGAUAAACUGCCAAAACGAACGAACUCAGAUGAGUUGUCUGGGCGUCAUAGGUUGUGAGUGGUGUAAAUAUGAUAUAACUAAAGAGCUUCUUAAGAAACCGUUUUGUUCCUCUUUAAUUGCGUGCUUUAACGGUGUUUAUGGAUCGGCUACUCCUUAUAGAGGCCCUAAUGAUUUGACUGACACUCCGGAAUCGGAAUUUUCCCCUCUAGGACCUAUCCUAGGUCUUAUUAUUGCUAUGUGCAUGUUGUUUAUUUUACUCUAUAUUUGUUACCGUUCCUAUACGAAUCCUUCAGUAGAUAGGUUGUAUUUGUCUUCGACGCACGAUCAGCUCAGAAUGAGUGACGUAAACGUCAACGACAACUAUCAUGAUUUGGGUAAUCACAGAGACAAACUUCUGAAAGAAGAUUGUCCUGCGCCUGACCCCAUAUCUCCUUAUUGUGUGGCUACGAAUUACAGAAGGAAUAAUGCAGCGGCUGAUUCGGAUCAUGGAUAUUCAACUAUGACCCCUCACGAUGAAUCUGAACAUCUCUCUUUAGCUCCUAUGGAGGUAGAUUCGCUGGAAGAUGACGUUCUGUCGGAUAGCACGUCUGUCCAUACGAGUUUGUCGUUUAAGAACAACCCGUCUCAUGUAGUUUCACCUGUAUUUACCAAAAUACCCUACAGGAACUGUAUGGUUGUACCUGUUACUGUACAUAGAAACAUGGAAACUACUUAGUGUCGCUUCAGUUUUAGAUGUAUUGUUUGCCUAUAGCUUUGUCUAAAAUUCACGAGCUUAUUUUAUAUUUCAAAGUUCAAGUUUAAGAAAUUUAUCUAAGAAUAUUGGGUUUACUCACAUAUGAGAAACAUGUCACAUAGGAAGAUUAGAUAUCUGUGGAACUAAAAAGUAACCCAUUCUCCCUUGAACACACGAAAAAAAUAUAGUACCUGAGAAGUUAUUAAAACGAAAAUAUAAUUCUGAUGAAACUGCCACUGGGUGUCUCCGAAAUAUGUGCAAGUAUUUUAAGGGGUGGUAGAUCUGGUAAAAAGAAACAUCUGUUCUAUCGUAGAAGGUGGCAAAAUUGCAUUCUCUACAGACUCCUUAAAUACAUUUCUGCCGAAUUAAUAGUGGCACUCAAAAGUUUUUCAACAUUUUCCGGAAAAUGUCAAUAGAAAAUUUCAAUUUUUUUUUUCACAAAAAAACUUCAUGGGCGUUUUGCUGGGGUGGAACGUCGAACUAUACUACUAGUUAAAAGUUAAAAUACUUGCUUAUUUCUAAGACACCCUGUAUAUAUACAGGGAUUUUUUCAAAUUCUUUUACCAGGACGAUCGGUCUUGUUUGUAAACAGAAGCAGAAUAAAUAUUUUCAUUAGCGGUAUAAAUAUAAAUGUUAUAUAUUUUCUGCUAAUCUAAUUUAAAACUAAGCUGACUGUAUAUAUGGUGAACCAUAAACAAUGUUCCACCAUUUUUAGCAAUAAAAUUUUAAAGCAUUUAUCUGUGAACCUCCUCAUUGCCACUUGACAUGUAUGUAAAACUGUUUAUUUAAAUAUUGUAUAGUUUUAUUAUUAACGCAAAUAUUGUGACAACGUCUUAAUACUAAGCUUUUAUGAUUAUUUAUAUUGUAGAUUUGUCUCACUAAUUAAAAAAAUAAUUUAAUUUAAGGUGCUACUUCAUUUCAUUUCUUUUACUUUACCAAAUACAGUAUUUUAAAAACGA